AAAGUGUUUCUCUCGGAAAACAUCUUUGUCUGCCAUUUGCCUUCGUCUUCGUAGCUAGAAAAUGCCUCCCAAAAGUCUCGAGACAAUUUUUUUUUUUUUUGGGGUAACGAAACGACAUGAACUCUAAAAUGAUAGAAACUUUCUUUAAAAUGAAUAUUGUAGUUAAGAUGUCAAAAGAAACAUAAUGGAGAUACAAAAAACAAUAAAGAAUGGCUGAAUGAGCUGUUAUUGGUGUAGUAUAGCAUUAUUCUCGUGUCCUUAUUAUUCCCUAUUUCCAUAUUCUAUCUCCGAAAGUAUCAAAACUAAUAAUUUUCAAUUCUACAUCGCAACAUAUGUGCAUUCCCUUCUCAAGAAACGCCAACACAAAGUACAGAGAGAGAGAGAGAGAGAGAGAGAGAGAGAGAGAGAACUACUACUAAAUCACAUCAAUCCCAAAAUUCAUUCAUUCCCAGUUGAUCUAAUGGCAAUGAGAAAAGAAGCCCCAGAACUUGCAGAAAGAUCCUCCUCAAACCCUAACAAACCUCACCGCCAUACCCUCUCUUUCUACUCCCCAAAACUCUCCUUCUAUAUCUUCUCAGCUUGUGUCACCCUCUUCGUCGUCCUCCACAUCAAAACCCUCCAAACCGACCAAAAUCCCACGUCGUCAUUAUGGUUCCACAAGCACCAACGGCAACGAGUCACCACCAACACCACCUCCACAAUGGCCGAGAAGCUCCGCCAAGCGGUCACAUUUCUCCCGCUCAAAGACCUACGCUACGCGGGCCCGGCUGCUCUCCAGGGCCACACGUGGUUCAUGAGCUCCAUGUACGACAAGCAGGACGAGGAGGGCGGGGCCCAGUACCAGCAGUUCCCCUCGCCCUCCUCCCAUGGGCGGCUCCUCUGCCUCAAAGGCCGCGACAACCACGACGGCUCCUGGAACUCCUACGCCCUCGCCUUCCCAGAAGCUCUCCCCCACAACACGACGCUCAUGAAAGGCUUGACGUUCGUGUCGUACAACCACUACAACUACGACAACAUCUGGCACGGCCUGACCGCUGUCGUGCCCUUCGUCUCGUGGCACAUAAAGAAUUCGUGUGCUGUCCCCGACCGGUGGAUUUUGUACCACUGGGGGGAGAUUAGAGCAAGGAUGGGAGUCUGGUUGGGGAGCUUGAUGGAGGCUACUUUCAGUGGGGCCCCGCGUGUCGAGGUGUUUGAUGACGUGGAGGAAGGGAGGGCCGUUUGUUUUGAGAAGGCUGUGGUGAUGAGGCAUAACGAGGGUGGGAUGUCGAGGGAGAAGAGGUUGGAGGUUUUUGAUCUGAUGAGGUGCAAAGCGAGAUUGUUUUGUAAUGUGAGCUUGGAUGAACAAAAUUACAAGAGUACCCGUAGUGUAACAAAGAGAAUUGGAGUCACAUUGUUUAUGAGGACAGGGCCUAGGUCGUUCAAAAACGACACCGCUGUGAUUGGGAUCUUUGAGAGGGAGUGUGCUAAGGUGGAUGGUUGUCGGCUCAUGGUGGCUUAUUCUAAUAACCUCACUUUUUGUGACCAGGUGAAGGUAAUGAGCUUGACGGACAUUUUGGUAUCUCCACAUGGUGCGCAGUUAACCAACAUGUUCUUGAUGAACAGAAACAGCAGUGUCAUGGAGUUCUUCCCAAAAGGUUGGCUAAAACUAGCCGGGGUAGGCCAAUAUGUCUUCCACUGGAUCGCCAGCUGGUCAGGCAUGAGGCACAAAGGAGCAUGGCGCGAUCCAGAUGGUGACACGUGUCAGUAUGGAGAAGAUGAUCGUCGAUGCAUGUCCAUCUACAAGCAUGGGAAAAUUGGACACAAUGAGACCUACUUUGCAGGGUGGACUAGAAAUGUUAUAGAUGAGGUGAAGACGAGGAAGAUGGAAGAAGCGAAAAUGGCUAUUCCAAAUUCUAAUGGUUGUUCCUGUAUUUAAUUAAAUUCAACUCAAUUCAGUACAAUUCAUGAUUUUUUGGUGUUGCCUAA
Messenger RNA from Prunus persica (peach), 1965 nucleotides. RefSeq lists its product as uncharacterized. The coding region runs from base 218 to 1915 and encodes 565 amino acids. Lineage: Eukaryota; Viridiplantae; Streptophyta; Magnoliopsida; Rosales; Rosaceae. Gene Ontology annotation, molecular function: glycosyltransferase activity. The record is from RefSeq and is a predicted model, not a curated record. The transcript has 2 exons.